UGACGACAUGAAUGGACAUGGCCCCGCCCAUUAGCCACACCCCCUGCGCAUUCACGGGGGAAGCCACCUGAAUCGGUCAGGUCAGGUCCAUCCUCAGGUACCUCAAGUAAACAUCAACACACCGCUCCUCAGGAGUCUACGGCAACGUCAGAGCCGAGAUGGGGCGAAAGGAGAUCAUCUGCAGCUGGAAGAAAAGCACCAGUAACAUCAAGGAAGUGUUUGACUUCAAGGGGAAAAUGGGAUCGGGGUCUUUUUCAGAGGUUUUUAUGGUGAGAGAGAAGAACACAGGACAACUGUAUGCCCUGAAAUGUCUGAAGAAAAAACACCUUGCUCAUACCAACCUGGAAAAUGAAAUCAACGUACUAAGAAGGAUAAAGCACGAGAACGUAGUGGGACUGGAGGACUUCUACGAGAGUCGAACGCACUAUUACCUGGUCAUGCAACUGGUAUCAGGUGGGGAGCUGUUUGAUCGCAUUUUAGACAAGGGAGUGUACACUGAAAGGGAUGCCAGCAUGGUGAUCAAACAGGUGCUGCAGGCUGUCAGCUACCUGCAUGAAAACAGCAUUGUACACAGGGACCUCAAGCCUGAGAACCUGCUAUACUACAACACAGAUGAGAAUUCUAAGAUCAUGGUCAGUGACUUUGGUCUGUCUAAGACUUUGGAGCAUGGUGUGAUGUCCACAGCCUGUGGUACACCAGGAUAUGUUGCCCCUGAGGUUUUGGCCCAGAAACCCUACAGCAAAGCAGUGGACUGCUGGUCCAUCGGAGUUAUCACGUACAUUCUACUCUGUGGCUACCCUCCAUUCUUUGAAGACAAUGAAACUCGUCUGUUUUCAAAGAUCAUGCGAGCUGAGUACGCUUUUCACUCACCCUUCUGGGACAACAUCUCUGAGCCAGCCAAAGACUUUAUCAGGAACAUGAUGGAGAAAAACCCCAAGAAACGCUUCCUCACUGAGCAGGCACUCAGACAUCCCUGGAUUGCUGGAAAUGCAGCUAACAGCAUCGACAUUUCUCAGUCCGUCUGUGAACAGAUGGAGAGAAACUUUGCCAAAUCUAAAUGGAAGCAAGCCUUCAAUGCAGCCUCAGUAGUCCACCACAUGAAGAAACUGCAGUUGUCCCACAGUGAGUCCUCCCCUCUACCCCUCUCCAUGCCCCACAUCCUUGUAGAUUCCUCCACCCAGAAUGACAUUGAGAUGCUGGGACGCUGCAAUGGUGAGGCUGACGCCCUUGACCCAAAUGGGAAUCUCAUUCAUGCCGCCAGUCUUCUAUCCUGCCGUAAUUCUGACUCAGGCGGAGGAGUCUGUCACAGUGAGCCAGGCAACACCCUCACUGAUGAUGAGACAAGAGAAGUCACUAACUUCCAGUCAGAGACAGCUGCUCCUUUCAGGCCAUCCAAGAGUCUGAAUGCUGUGGCUCAGAGGAAUGACCAGUCGUUCCAGUCCGGAGUGUGUUCUGUCAUGUGAAUGGCUGACUAUCCUGAGAUACAUCUCGUGCAGUUUGUCUCUUGGGUUGAGGAAAUUCUGGCAUCCACCUUGGUAUGAAGGUGUUGAUACAUCUGCUGUUCAGCUUUAUCAUGUCUGUUGUGCUUCUCUGCUGCAUAUAACAUGUUCCAUCCACAGAAACUUACAGUAUCUUACACUUGGAAUGACUGUAUACAGGCAGUGAACACCAGAUUAAAACGGACACAAGCAGGAAUUCAUACAUUUAGAAUUCAUGCAAAACGCUGUUACGCUGAUGACAUUUACUUUCUCAAAACUAUUAUUAUCUUUUGUAUGUUACUCAAUACCAUCCAUUAAAAUUUAUUUAUUUUCAAUAGAUUUAAGUGAUAUAUGCAAUGUGAAAGCAAAUUUAUGAUCCCUUUUUUUGAAACUGACUUGGCUAUAUUUUUCAUUCUAAUGGCUUAUAAGUUUUAAUGAAGCUGAUUAGCUUUUUCAAAAACUUAAGGGUCACAUCAUUUGUAUGCCCUACAUAUCUUAAUAAUGUUAAUUACUUCAUAUUCACAAUUGUACACUAUAACACAAUCUGGGUAUGUACCUUUAAACUGUAGUGUUUGGACAUUGCAGGCAGGUCUUUGGAUCUGUAUUAUGAUGUUUCCAUACAGAUGUAUUCCAUCAUAUAUCCUACUUCCACUCUAUGUAAAAUGUAUGAGAUUAAACUUUAUUUUGAAGUGGAGUCACUGACAGAUAACAAUCAGGUGUUUGCUGUGUUUUCUGUGACAUAUACACAUGCUGCUCUCUUGUUGAACAACUGAACUCAUUAAGUGCCACAAGCUGAUGUAAAGAUGCUGAACAUUAAGUAAUGUCAUGGAUUAUUCUGAAAUCACAAAUGUAGUGACACAUCAUGUUUUUGUAUUAUUUUCUCAAUAAACAUGCAGUAACAAGU
Messenger RNA from Acanthopagrus latus (yellowfin seabream), 2382 nucleotides. RefSeq names its product calcium/calmodulin-dependent protein kinase IGa (gene camk1ga). The transcript has 13 exons. Gene Ontology annotation, biological process: peptidyl-serine phosphorylation. The record is from RefSeq and is a predicted model, not a curated record. Gene Ontology annotation, molecular function: ATP binding; calmodulin binding; calcium/calmodulin-dependent protein kinase activity. Gene Ontology annotation, cellular component: intracellular anatomical structure. NCBI's taxonomy places the organism in Eukaryota, Metazoa, Chordata, Actinopteri, Spariformes, Sparidae. The coding region runs from base 159 to 1463 and encodes 434 amino acids.